AUGAGCCUAAAACACGACCCCUUUCAAUCGACACUUUGUCCCAUGUCGCUUUGUCCGAACGAAUUUUCGCUCUUUUCGGGUCCUCUCCAGAAACAUGUGUGUUCUCCGAGAUUGCUGAUUUUCGCAAAUUUCCAGCCCUCUUUUAAAUGCCCAAACCGCGUGAGGAUGGCGGUGACCAUGCGAGCCAACAUUGUGCGUCGCCGCUCGUUGUCCAAUCACACCAAUAACUUGCUGUCCACGAACUUGUUGUCCACGAACGGCAAUCGGCGCUCCAGCAUCAGCCAGAAGGACAUUGAUUACAUUCAGAAUGUGUUGUCGGUAAAUGAUUUGUUUUUUGUUUUUCUUUACAGUCAUUUUGGCUGACCAGGGAAGUGUCACAAGUGCGACGCUCAGAUUUGCUUUAAAUUUUGUACACUUAUUGGGCACAGACCACAUAUCAAGUCCUGAAAAUUUUAGCUCGCACUUUGCAGACACAGCCGAGAUAUUCAACGAUCUUUGCGGCCGAGAGAGUACGCGAAAUGCGGAGAGCGGUCAGAGAGAAACGCCUUUUUUGGGCGAUAUCUCUGCCAGUAGCGCGCGGAAAACAUCGAUUUUUUGGGGAAACAUUACUCUCUAUGGUAGAAAUACGCAUGAAAUUUUUCGUGCCGAAAUUUGGCAAAAGGUCUCAAAUUUUCGCCACUUUCGAACUAAAAAUCUCGGUUGUUCCUACAAAUUGCGGGCUAGAAAUUUUGUAUACGUCUUGGAAAAAAUCAAUCUAAAUUUGCGCCAAGUUCCAUCAAAAAUUGAGCGUCCCACUUAAAGUAAAAUAUUGGUUUGUCCAGAAAGUCCGUUCGUUUUUUUUAUUGCUUUUUUAGCACUCCCCCUGAAUUGAAAAAACAUUUUUUUGUUGUUUACUUGAUUUCAGCGGACCAAACAAGUCUCAUGCCAACUGAUCCUGUUGUUUAUGGUCCUUCUGCCAGUCUUCAUUCAUGCCUACUAUCCGUUUAUUUCGACCUAUCAUGGGAAGUUCAGCAAGGUAAGACUGGGAAAAAAUGUAGGCUUCUGGAGCCAAGAUUCCAAUUGGCAUUUUGUUUUUUCUCGCUGUAAAAAGGAUUCGUGUCAAAAAUAUAAUUUUUUCGAUCCGCAACUUGCAGCGAUAUAAUUCAAAAGGGUUUUUCUCUGUCCCUCUCCGCAUUUCGCGCACUCUCUCGGCCGCAAAGAUUGUUGAAUAUCUCGGUUGCGCCUGCUAAGCGUGAGCUAAAACUUUUUAGGAUUGAUAUAUGUAUUAGAUAGAUCAUAUAUGCAAAUUUUUAAGGCAAUCUGAGAUUUUCAAUUUUUUGAAAUUUUAACCCAGAGAUCUGCAAAAUUCUCAAUUUUCUCUCAAAAAAUCCCAAUUUCCCUUCAUAAAAUCGAAUUUUCAGCUCUCCAAGAUCCGUCUCAACGCCUUUCUCCCGGUGUUCCGCCGCCUUACCCCCUAUGUCAUCGUCUUCUCGACGAUUCUCCUUCAAUUCCUCUUCUUCUGGCUCCUUCCGGCCUCGGUGAAUAUUUAUCGAACCCAAGCGAACCAACUGUUUCGACAGCAUUGCAACGCGUUCAGCGGCUUACUACUGAACGCGUUGGUUUUCGGGCUGGGCGCCGCUUUCCGCUGGUACAGUCCGACGCUGAUUUUCGACAACUGGAGUGGGAUCAUGGUGGUGAUGGGGAUGCUGAGCACGAUUGUGGUCCUCUGGCAGUAUUAUGCGCAGGUGGAGAAUGAUAAGGAUGAUGAAUGUAAGUUGAAAAAAAAAUUUUAAUUUUUUUAUAUUUUUUGGUAAUAAAAUAAAAAUAAAAAAAAUAUGUUUUUUUAAGUAGAGUAAUAAAAAAUUAUUUUUAUUUUUAUUAAAAUUUAAUAAUAAAAUAAAAAAAAAUGUAAUUAUUUUUUUAGUAAUGAAAUAAAAAUUUAUUCUUUUAUUUAUUUUUUUCUUUUUUUUUGAAAUUUUUAGUAAUCAAAAAAAAUAUUUUUUUUAAUUUACAAGGAAAGUACUCCAAGUGCGAUGCUCAGAUUUUGAUGAAAUUUGGCACAAAUUUAGAAUAAUUUUUUCUAAGAUAUAUGCGAGAAUUCUAGCUCGCGCUUUGCAGAAACAACCGAUAUUUUUAGAUCAAAAGUCGGCCAAAAUUUAGGACUUUUUGCCGAAUUUCGGCUCGAAAAGUUUCCUGCCUAUUUCUACCAUGGAGGGUAAUGUUUCCACAUAAAAUCAAUUUUUUCCGCGCGAAACAAGAAAAGUUAUGGCCAUAAAGCGCUUUUCUCUCUGACCGCUCUCCACGUUUAGCGUGCUCUCUCGGCGGCAAAAAUCGUUCGAUAUCUCGGCAGCGCCUGCAAAGCGGGAGCUAAAACUUUCAGGAAUUAAUGCUUAGACCAUACUCAACAUAUGUGCAAAUUUUAAAGAAAAUCUGGGCGUCGCACUUGGGGGGCGUCGCGACACUUGCGGGCAACCACUUUGCGGGCAACCAGUUUGCGGGCAGAUUUUUUGCGGGCAGCCACUUUGCGGGCAAAAUUUGGGGGGUCACAUUUGCGGGCAGCUGAAACAUUUGCGGGCAGCUGAGACACUUGCGGGCAACCGACACUUGCGGGCAGCCGACAUUUGCGGGCAACAGAAAAAAAACAGUCACACAGACUGUAUAGGAACUUUUGGAACUGUUGCCCGCAAAUGUCGGUGUCCCGCAAGUAUUGCCUGCCCGCAAAUGUCGGAAAACUUCCAAAAUAUCGCAGUAAUUUAUCCACCUCUACCUUGUUAUCAUCAAGUGCCGGUUGCCCGCAAAUGUCGGCUGCCCGCAAAUGUCGGCAAAUUUCCAAAAUAUAAUAUCAUAGUAAUUUUUCCACGUCCACCCUGUUACCCUCAAAAUCAGGUGACGGUUGCCCGCAAAUGUCGGCUGCCCGCAAAUCUUCCAGGCUGCCCGCAACUGUCGACCCUGCCCGCAAAUGUCCCAGCCUGCCCGCAAAUGCCGGUGCUGGCCGCAAAUAUCGGCUGCCCGCAAAGUGGCUGCCCGCAAAAAAUUUGCCCGCAAACUGGUUGCCCGCAAAGUGGUUGCCCGCAAGUGUGCGCCCGCCCACUUGGGGUACUUCCCCUGUUAGUAAUAAAAUUUUAACAAAUUUGAUCAAUUUUUCACUAAUCAAAUAAAAAAAAUUUUUUUAUAUUUUUUAGCCGAUGACCUGAUCAACGACAUUUUCUUCGGCAAACUGGCUCAGCCCGUGGUCUUCGACAUGGAUCUGAAGGCCUUUCUCACGAACCGAGUCCUUGCCGCGUUGUACUGCUGCUAUUUGUUCUCGGCGCUGGCCAAACAAAGGAUCGCUGUGGGCACGAUUACGCCGGGACUGGUGUGCACUGUCAGCUUGCAGGUAGGAAGGAAAUUUUUUGCAAAAACGACAUUUUAUGGGUUGUUGUUGACGGUUUAUGGACGGAAAACGUAAUUUUUAGGGAUGAAAAACGUAAAUUCCUCUUUCGAUGAGAUUUAUGGAUCAAGAACGUAAAUUUUAGGGGCAAAAAACGUGAUUUUUUCUUUUGGUGAGAUUUAGGGAUUAAAAACGUAAUUUUUAGGUAUGAAAAACGUAAAUUUUCCUUUUGGUGAGAUUUAGGGUUUAAAAACGUAAUUUUUAGGGAUGAAAAACGUAAAUUCCUCUUUUGAUGAUAAUUAGGGAUAAAAAACGUAAAUUUUAGGUAUGAAAAACGUAAAUUUUCGAUUCGGCGAGAUUUAGGGGAAAAAACGUAAAUUUUAGGUAUGAAAAACGUAAAUUUUUGAUUUGGUGAGAUUUAUGGAUAAAAAACGUAAAUUUUAGGGAUGAAAAACGCACAUUUUUGUUUUUGGUGAGAUUAGGGAUAAAAACGUAAAUUUUAGGGACAAAAGACGUAAAUUUUAAGGAUGAAAAACAUAAUUUUUUUGAUUCGGUGAGAUUUAUGGAUAAAAAAUGUAAAUUUUAGGAAUGAAAAACAUGCAUUUUAUGGAUAAAAAACGUAAAUUUUCGAGCGAUUGUAAAUUUUGUUCUCCCAACCCCCGUCAACACCUCUGCUUCCAGAUGAUCUACUGGCUCCGGCGCACCUGGAACGACCCCUGCCGCCCCAGCUCACUGGACAACCAGACAGACAAAGCGGGUUUCUGUCGCAUUUGGGGAGCGUUGGUGUUCCUGCCAACCCUCUACCUGACUCCGGUGACGCUGUUGGCGCAGACGGCCAAGUCGCCGAACCUGUUCACGGCCUGCGUCCUCUUCGUUUUCGGGCUCGUCUUCCAGCUGUGGACGGGCAUCAUCGACGAGCAAAGGCGCGAGUUUAGGGACUGCGAGGGGCAGAUGAAGGUCGACGGAAAGGAUCCGUUUUACAUCAACGCCAAGUAUCGGAAGGAGGGCGGCGAAGCGGCCGUCAAUAUUCUGCUGGGUGAGUGGAUUUUUGAUCGUCGGAACUUAUGCGAAAUUUGGGCUUUUUGGAAUUAAAAUUUCGAUUUCUUGGAUGUUUCUGCAUAACGCGGUUUUUACGAACCCCAUAUUUUUAUGUAAAAAUCAACAUAGUCCUUUGAAAUGGUCCAAUCUUCAUUUCUCUCAAGUUUCAUCAAAAUCCAACCACUUAUCUCAGAGCUACGUUCUAAUUAUAUUACUUUACAGGUAGUGGCUACUGGGGACGAGCGCGUCACUUCAAUUACGCCACCGAAGUCCUUUCAUUUCUCUUUUGGACACUCCCAACUCGCAUCGACUUCUUCGUUGCCUACUUGCCGGUCCUGUUUUUGGCCGCAUUUUUGUGGUUCCGCGCGAACCGCGACGAAUUCCGAUGCCUGAUGAAAUACCAACAUCAUUGGAUCCAAUACACGAACAAAGUGCGCUACCAAUUCUUGCCCAGUAUUUAUUAGACCCGUUUUCUAUCAGUUUUAAUCCUUUUUACUCGAUAAAAUGUCGAAAAAACGUGAUUUUUAGGUUUCGUAUAAAAUGUCUCCCGCAGACUGCGGUUUGAAAAUACGCAGACUGCGCCCGAAUUGUCCGCCAAAAAAGUUGGGCCAAAUUUUCAACGUGUCUUUGAGUUGCAAGCUUUCAAAAUUUGCAUAAAAAUGCGUGUCAAUUUGUGUCGUCAGUGGAAAACAAAAAAAAACCCGUUUUCUUUUCUGGUUUCUCGCCCAAUUGGUCGCUUCUCUCGGUGUAAACGUAAUUAUGGACCUUGCCAAAGUCGCAACGAUCAUCCAGGCUCUGAACGCCUGCGAGGUGCUGUUCGGUGAUCUCAAGCCGAACCACUUCGAAGUGAAGUCGUUCAGGAUCACAGAUGAUAUAAAGCGGGAGAUAAAAGAUUUUCUGAAAAAUUUUUGAAAUUUUUCUGUUUUUACUUUUUUUUUUAAAAAAAAGUAAAUUUUGAAAAAUUUCCGGAGAUUUUCGAUUUCGGAGAGUCAAAAAACAUUCUUACUCCGAACGACAAAUUUUUGGAAAGUUGGAUCAAAAAUGGCUCGCCAAAAGGUCGAUCCGCAAAGUUGAAACAAAAAUGGCUCGCCCAUUUUGGCUGGUGAGUAAGACGCCGUUUUUACUCACCAAUUUAUUUUCUUCACAAGGAAAGUACUUUUAUGGGGGCUCCUACUUUUUGACGGGACAUAUCUCAAAAAAUCAGAAAAAAUGUGCUGAUCAAGGAUAUAUAAAUCUUAGCUGCCCAUUUUAGGUUUUUAGGGGUGAAAAUGCCAAAAAACUGGCUCAAUUUCCCUACAAAAGGCGCAGGCAUUCGAAACGAUAAAAAGCGCAGUCGGUCUCUUCCUUCGGAAGAGAGCGGUGUGGCCGAGUGGUUAGUGCCGUGGUCUGGGAAUCAAGCAGGAGGACGCCGCACGGGUUCGAUUUCCGUUUUGGGCUGAAUCAACUUUUUUUGAAGUUGAAGGUCGGAAAAAUAAAUUUUUGGGCCAAGACUGAUUUAUUACGUCUUAGAAACUCAAUAAAAAUCAUUUUAAGUCAAAAUAAAAAUUGUAAACCUGUGAAAAAUUAAGCGAAAAGGGGUUCAUAUAGGACUUUAAGUCAACUUCCGAUUGAGUUUUCACCCCUAAAAACCUAAAAUGGGCAGCUAAGAUUUAUAUAUCCUUGAUCAGCACAUUUUUUCUGAUUUUUUGAGAUAUGUCCCAUCAAAAAGUAGGAGCCCCCAUAAAAGUACUUUCCUUGUCAAAACUAUUUUUGCGAGCUGCGCCCGGGAAUUCCAGAUGUGUCAAAUUUCUCUCCCCCGGAAGAAACGUUUUGAUUUUUUUUGAAGUUGUGAAUCUAUUUUCUCCACGAAGAUGGGCUGAAAAGUGAUCAAGUAAGUUAGCAUUAGCAAGAGGAGAUGUACUUUUUACAUUUGACACCAAAAAUUUUCCUUUUAUUUCAGAGAAAGGUACAAAUUUUUUCCAAUUCGUAAAGCUUCAUGACCAUGGAUAAUGUAAGUGCGCUUAUCGCGUUUUUUGUUCCGUUAUUGGAGUUAACAGUUCUAGGCUGGCGAGUUCUAGAGGACACCUCACUUUAGUUUUGUUAUAUACUCUAUCUAUCAAACCAAAUUCGAUUUCUAGGUGUCAUGUACAAUAUCGAAAUCCGCUCAGAUCUGCCGUAUUUUUGCCACGAAUGCGUUCUAAACUGAGGUAAUAACGUAAUAAGGCUCAAAUAACGUUGUUACAAUAACUUGAAGAUAGUUUGCAUAGGUUUUACUUUAGUAUAACAUACUUUUGGAAAGUUAGUAUAGAAUUUGAAAUUUUUACGUCGUUAUUCCUCAAAAUUUAUGGGGUUUCAUACAUGGAGAAUAUACAUGAGAGUGGGGUAUCCUCUAAACGUUUCCCGACUUAGAAUCUUGACGUCGUAGCAAAAAAGGAGAUAAUCUCACUUACAUUAUCCAUGGUCAUGAAGCUUUACGAAUUGGAAAAAUUUUGUACCUUUCUCUGAAAUAAAAUGGAAAUUUUUGAUGUCAAAUGAAAAACGUACAUCUCCUCUUGCCAAUGCUAACUUACUUGAUCACUUUCCAGCCCAUCUUCGUGGAGAACAUAGCUUCACAACGUCGCACAAACGUAAAAAUAAUUUUUUCGGAAAAGAAAAACUUGACACAUCAGGGAAAGACUUGGCAUCAACCUGGCAACCUGCAGUGCGGGGCCAAAAAGAGGAAUAAAGUAAAAACAAGCUCUGACUUUCGGCGACUCCGAGCGGGGAGUAAGAUCCGGUCCUACUCCCGACCUUGAAGUCGGAAAGCCAGAAACAAAAUUGACUUUCUUUUGCAUUUUCCUUGAAGUAAACUGAAAAUUUACUUUUUUUUUAAAAAAAAAGUAAAAACAGAGAAAUUUCAAAAAUUUUUCAGAAAAUCUUUUAUCUCCCGCUUUAUAUCAAGAUCGAGUUGUUCGCCACAAAGGAGAACGCGACAACAUUUGAAAUGUAAGAAAUUUUUUGUUAUUCUUAGUAGAGCGAGAGGGCAGUGGGGAUUUUGUUGAUACCUACGGGGUAAACCGUGCUUUUGCUAGCUUUUUCGGUGAAAAAAUAUCGAAAAACGAGAAUCUAAGGUGCUUUUUGGGAUCUCGAACGGCUACGAACUUGAGGGCUAGCUAAAAAGAGAACCAAAGCUUGGGCACAGCUUGGAUGAAUUUUGGAGUGAGCCAACUGAAAUUUUCUUGACUUGAAUCUCUCCUUUUUUCGCCCACUCUGAAGAAAAUUUGUCCAAGCUAUGGUACGAACUAGGAGCCUAACGUAAUUUCUUUUCUAUUUCAUCUGUUUUCAGUUUCCCGAUCAAUUACACUGGUCCUGCCUUCAAAGAAAUUCGACUGCAAAUGUCGAUUCAAGGAAACAAGACAAUUGUUGGAGGUCAAGUGACUGUAGCAGAUGGUGUUUGGCAACCGUCGUAAGUUUGCGGCUUUGGGGAGGAACCUUUGUUUUCUGGAACAUGCUCAAAAAUGGGCUAGAACAUUUUCAGUUAGACUUUGUCGAGGUUUUCGUUUGCAUUUAGCGCACUCAUAUAGGGGACGACAUAAAAACGACGAAAAUGGGGUUAAAAUUUAAGAAUCGGGUGCAACUCGCUUUUGUGCUAAUUCUGAAAAGGGGAUUUUUACCGAUUUGGGCAUGAAUCUUGUCGCUUCUAGUUGAAUUAGAAAUAUGAUUGUGCCGCUUUGACGGCAUAUCAUUUCAAUCAAAAAAAGAUCAAUCUUAUGGCUGAUUAUAUUUCCGUUAUUUUUUAGAAAUUGUCCGGUAAUUGGAGACGAUAAGGAAUUGAAAGAGGUCGCCGGUUGUAAUAAUGUCUUCUGCGCAUACCUGUUUGGAGACGCGGUGUAUCGGAUAAACAAGGAUCUUUCAUUGGACUCUGUAAUAUAUAAGAAACCGGGAGUGAUUGCAGAAAAAAAAGUACAGCCCAACAUCACUUGCGCCCAGCCAUUUGGUGUGGAUGACGUGAAGCGCGCAUUUUACUUCAAGAAGAACGGCACAUGCAUGCAUGAGUUCUUUGACGGCUUCAAGAAUCCUUGGCAUCCACUUGAAUGUGAUCGCUUCGUCCCAAUCACUUUGAAACCGGACACCCCCACACAAUUUUAUCAUCUGGUAAGUCUGCGGGUAAAUUUGGCGAUUUGAUCCAAGAAAACUUUGAGCAAAAAUUUCAAGUGUUACCUCAAAGCUUUUCUCAAAACGGCGGUUUGAGUAAAACCUCGGGCGCAGUUCGGGAAAAAUUUUUUUGAGAGGCGGCCAAAGGUGAAAACAGGCAGCUGACCCUCAAAAUUCCCACGAAGGACGGAAAGGUCCGCUGCGGAAAGGUCCGCUAAAAAAAGAAAAGACGAUGGCGGGGCCCCGCCAUGAUGUUUUCGAUGGCGCUGAUUUCGAAAAUCAUAUCAAUUUUUUCUGAAUUUUACAUUUUUGCUUAAGCAGUAGUGUUAAUUAGUAAUUUAAAAAAUUUUUUUUUUUUUUUUUUGAGUAAUGGAUUUAGGGGUUUUCGGUGGUGCUGAUUUUGAAAAUUGUAUCCAUUUCUUCUGAAUUUUUGCCUAUCUUCCUCAAUUGUUUAAAAUGAAUGUUUUAAUUGGUAAAAACUUGGUCAAACUUGUAUGAUAUUGUAAGAAAACUUAUGACUUUUUUUCGUCUUUAGAGCGAAAAUGACACUAGCAAAAUUGUAAAAUUCAGAAAAAAAUUGAUACGAUAUUCGAAAUCAGCGCCAUCGAAAACCUCCCCCCAACCUUUCCUCCUCCUCUUCCCUUUUUUUUAGCGGACCUUUGCGCAGCGGACCUUUCCGUACUCAAUCCAAAAUUCCAGCCUCGUUGCGCAUUUUUGGUAAAACCGGUUUUUUAAGUGAAAGGUCGGGCGCAGCUCGGAAAUUUUUUUAUUUUCUAAAAGUGGGAGUUUUGCUGAUUUUUUUGUGCCGUGAGAUUGUUUUGGUGGUAUAUAUAAUUUAGUGAAGGUUUUUUGUGUCUUUUUGUAUAAAAUUUUUCUUUCAGCGACACCUCAUUGUUGUAACCGGCUGCCAGAUGCCCCGAUUGAUCACGGAGAACAUGAUUGAUAACACUUUUGUUCGAUUUUCUUUCGUCAAUCCGACUGUGACAGCGUGAGUUUUGCGUUCAAAUUUUUAAGUUUUUUUCCAGCUUGCCAAUCUCGGCUUACCUGACCCCAAACGGAUUCUUGAUGGUGGUUAUGGGAACCUUUGGGGUUGUGCUUGUCCUUAGUCUGGUGGUUGCUAUGAUUAUUGUAUGCGUGGUGAGUUUACUGCAAUUUAAAUCCUGCACUUUGCAGAAGAAUAUUUUUCUUUGGAUUUAUUAUUAUUUUUUUCGUUUCAGAUUCGCAUAAAAAAGUCUAAACUGAGUGGAGAUCAAACCAAAGGACAUGAUGAAUAG
Messenger RNA from Bursaphelenchus xylophilus (pine wood nematode), 9774 nucleotides. Lineage: Eukaryota; Metazoa; Nematoda; Chromadorea; Rhabditida; Aphelenchoididae. The record is from the annotation of a GenBank genome assembly.